AGUUGAAUGGAUACCAUUCAAUAAAUUAGAAAAUAUUAUUUAUUUAACUAAAGGUGGAUUCUCCGAAAUUUAUACUGCGGACUGGACUGAUGGAUGUUAUAAUGAAUGGGAUCCCAUAAAAAAAGAGUUAAAGAAAUUUGGAGUGCAAGAAGUAAUACUUAAAAAAUUAGAAAUUGCUGAAAGUGAUGAUAGAAAUUGGUUUGAAGAAAGUAAAUCUCAUUUAACGAUAAAUAAUAUCUAUUCGAAUGUCGUACCAUGCUAUGGAUUGACAAAAGACCCGAAUGGAAAUUAUAUGCUUGUAAUGAAUAAAAUGAAUAUGGAUUUAAGGACGUAUUUGCAAAAAAAUCAUAAUAAAAUUACAUGGCAAGAAAGGAUACAAAUUGUUUCGAAUAUAGUAUAUACACUAUUUCGAAUUCAUGAAAUUAAUGCAAUUCAUAGAGACUUACACUCGGGAAAUGUUUUGUACUACGAAGAUAAUCAAAGCUUUCAUGUUAGUGAUUUCGGAUUUUGUGGACCUGUUGAUAAGCCAUUGAAUAGUAUAUAUGGAAAUCUUCCUUAUAUAGCACCAGAAGUUAUCAUUGGAAGAGAAACAACUUUUGCUUCUGAUAUUUAUAGUAUCGGUAUGCUUAUGUGGGAAAUAUCAUCUGGACAACCACCGUUUAUUAAUUAUGAGCAUAAUUAUUUACUUGCAAUGAAUAUAAUAAACGGGAUGAGACCAAGAAUAAUUCCAGGAACUCCUUUAGUGUAUAAAGAAUUGAUGGAAAAAUGUUGGAAUGCUGAUCCAACAAAACGACCUGAUAUUAUAGAUAUCGAUAAUGAGGUUUAUAAAAUGAGGAAAUUAUUUCAUGAUGAUGAAUUAGGACAAUUAUAUGAUACGAAUAGAAUUUUCUUAUAUUCUAAUCAUUAUUAUGAUUCGAGUAGUAGAAUUUACGAAUUUAGAAAUCUUCCCGAACCAAAAAAUGCAACAGAAGAAGAACAAGAAGCAUUUCCAAGUAAGACUAUUAAUAGUUUCAACAUUGAUAAUUUGGACGAAUUAAAUAAUACGAGUAGCAAUGGAAAUAUCAAUUCAUGUAAGACUUUUAAUGCAGAUAUCACAACAAAUUCUGUUAAUUACUUUUUGUAGUUAGAUAUUUUUUUUUCUUAUUUGUAAUUUUGAAAAUUUUGAAUAAUUCUUUUCUUUUUUUUUACCAACUGCAACUGUAUUUAUAAACUGUAUUUAUAAACUGUAUUUAUCUGCUGUAUUAUAA
Molecule: messenger RNA, 1247 nt
Organism: Rhizophagus irregularis DAOM 181602=DAOM 197198
Lineage: Eukaryota; Fungi; Glomeromycota; Glomeromycetes; Glomerales; Glomeraceae
Source: RefSeq, a predicted model, not a curated record